This is a messenger RNA of Notodromas monacha, 989 nucleotides long. Lineage: Eukaryota; Metazoa; Arthropoda; Ostracoda; Podocopida; Cyprididae. The record is from the annotation of a GenBank genome assembly.
UUGGCUUACAAGAGUAGUGGGCAAGAUCUAAAGAAGAUUGCAUUCAAGGAGCAAAGCUGGCUCGGGUUGAUAACCAUAGAAGUCUUCUCAGCGGAUUACGCUCAGAAGCACUUGCUUGAGAAGCUGGAGAAGGAAAUCAAGGCCCAUCCUGAGAAAUAUUCGUCGAAAAAUAAGGACAAGUCUGAUACCGAAGAUUGCAUGUUGAAUUCAGUGAAUCUCGUCAAACUGAUCAAGUCGGAGAUCGCUUCUACAGACAAAGAUUUGAUCAAAGAGGCUUUAAGUCGCCGUUCUACCUCGGGUACUACGGCGUUGUUGGUGCUGCAGAAUGAAGAGUUUCUGGUUGUCGGGAACGUUGGGGAUUCCAGAGGUGUGAUGUGUUGUAACAACAGUGACGGGUCUAUGACUUCCAUCCCGCUUUCCUACGACCACAAACCGGACCAAUUGAAAGAGAAGAAACGGAUCGAAGAGGCUGGUGGAUGGGUGCUUUUCAAUGGGGUAUGGCGGGUAUUGGGUAUCUUGGCGGUUUCCAGAGCCAUGGGAGACACGCUUUUCAAGGACAGGAAUUUGGUCAUCAGUGACCCUGACGUGCUGUGCUUUCCCUUGCGGGGGUCCUCGGAUCCCAAGUUCUAUAUUUUGGACAAUGUCAGUGUGUUGAGUGUGCUACUGCCUGACUUGGGCAACAAGAAACGGGUUGUGGAUCGACGCCAGUCUGUCAACAGUCCUUCGCUGGGAAGGAAACAGCGACCUGCAAGACGCGUCGUGUCCUUCGAGGAAAUGGAGAGGCGUAUGAUGACUCUCGAAGGAAAGAGCAAACCGGAAAAGAUUGAAGAAAAAGUGACGGAAUCUUAAAUUUGCAGGAAUUUCUCUCUCUCUUUUUGGGCAUAGCGAACCAGACGUUACCAGGAAUAAGUGUGUGUCUCGAACUGCCAUUAUUUUGUAGCUACUUAUGCGGAACAACAAGGUUGUGCGGAAUGAAAUCAUUUACCUUA